Molecule: messenger RNA, 1431 nt
Organism: Papaver somniferum (opium poppy)
Lineage: Eukaryota; Viridiplantae; Streptophyta; Magnoliopsida; Ranunculales; Papaveraceae
Exons: 3
Coding region: 1-1431 (476 amino acids)
Source: RefSeq, a predicted model, not a curated record
AUGAUAACAGUUAGUAUUGCUGAUGUUUUAGUAUCUGGUGUUCAUGCUCAUGUUAAGGUUGUUCAAAUGAGGUUUUUGUGGUCUGAAAUGCAACUAAUAAGUGAUCUUAACAAGCCAUGGAUAAUUCUUGGUGAUUUUAAUGCAGUAAUUUCUCAAGAAAAGAAAGUUGGUGGUAGAUUACCUAAUAUGACUGCAAUGUUGGAUUUUAGUGAAUGUAUAAAUCAGUGUGAACUUCUUCCUGCUCCAAAAAAUGGUCUUCAGUUCUCUUGGUCUAAUUGUCAACAAGGCUCUAAGAGGAUUUUAUCAUUCCAAAUCCAAAAAAUACACCUGGGAAAUUUCAGAAGAUGUGGAUUAGCCAUCCCAAUUUUAUGCAAGUAUUUUCUGAGUGUUGGGAAAAAAAGAAUUACUGGUGAUCCUGCAUUUAAAUUCUUACACAAGUUGAAGGAACUUAAAAAGGAGCUAAAUGAAUGGAAUUGGAAGGUUUUUGGAAAUGUUCAAGUAAAUAUAAAAGAACCAGAAGAAAGAGUUAAAGAAGCAACAGUGAUAUCUGAUAAUAAUCCUUUUGAUGAAGAUGUUCUCAAUGAAUUAGUUCAAGCUCAAAAUGAACAUGCAAAUAGAACUGCAAGGAAUACAAUUGCUGAGAUAGAAGAUAAUGAUGGAAAUGUACUUGCAAAUCAGGAGUUAAUUGUUCAAUACUUGGUAAAUCAUUUUCUAAAGAAAUUUGAGUAUACUCUUGUGGAAGUAGCUGAUGAAUUGUUGGAAGUAAUUCCUAAAGUUAUCAAUAAAGAUGAUGAAAGAAUGCUUAAUGUUCUACCCGAGGAAGAAGAUAUUAAGAAAAUAAUUUUUGAGAUGGAUCCAGAGAGUGCUCCUGGUCCAGAUGGCUUUUCAUGUAUAUUUUAUAGAAGUUGUUGGGAUAUUAUAAAACAAGAUUUAGUUGCAGUUAUUCAAUUCUGUUGGAGAAGGAAAUUUAUUCCCAAAGGCAUGAAUUCAAGCUUCUUAUUCUUGUUGCCUAAAACACAAGUUGCAAAGACUGUCAAUCAAUUCAUACCAAUAGGUUUGAGUACUGUAAUCUUCAAGAUAUUCACAAAAAUAAUCACAAGCAGAAUGAGUGAAUUAAUGAAGAAGCUGAUAUCUCCUAAACAAGUAGCAUAUGUAAAAGGAAGAAUUAUUCAUGAGCAAAUCCUUCUAGCAUCUGAACUUGUGAAUGAAAUGAAAUUUAAAAGAAGAGGAGGGAAUGUAAGUAUUAAACUUGACAUUUCUCAGGCUUAUGACACAGUGAGUUGGGAGUUCUUGAUCAAAGUAUUAAAGCAAUAUGGUUUUUCAAAUGAUUGGUGUGAAUGGACAAUAACUUUGUUCAAGUCAGCCAGAAUGUCAGUUUUGGUGAAUGGAGGACCCUGUGGCUUUUUUAAAUUUGAGAGAGGACUUAGAUAG